Messenger RNA from Rodentolepis nana, 466 nucleotides. The record is from the annotation of a GenBank genome assembly. NCBI's taxonomy places the organism in Eukaryota, Metazoa, Platyhelminthes, Cestoda, Cyclophyllidea, Hymenolepididae.
AUACCGUAUGUAUCGCAAAAAUCAGCAGACUGGCUUUCCUGCACUCAUCACCAUCUUCUCUGCCCCCAAUUACCUCGAUGUUUACAAUAAUAAGGCCGCCAUUUUGAAGUACGAAAACAAUGUGAUGAAUAUUCGUCAAUUUAAUUGCUCACCCCAUCCCUAUUGGCUUCCAAAUUUCAUGGAUGUCUUCACUUGGUCUCUUCCCUUUGUUGUCACUGAAAUGCUCGUUACCAACAUGAACGUUCGCAAAGACGUGAUCAAGGGAAAAAUUCGUGCCAUUGGCAAGAUGGCAAGGGUAUUCACUCUUCUAAGAGAGGAGAAUGAAAGCGUACUGGAGUUGAAGGGCCUCGCACCAAAUGGAAUGCUUCCAAUCGGACUACUUUCCGAGGGUCGAGAAAAUCUCAAGCAAUGUGAGCUUCCUUUUCUUCCUGUUGAAUUUCUAACAAUUUAUUUUUUUAUUGAUUAA